AUGGCGUCUGGACUCGAGAUAUUCUCCGCAAUUGCUGGCUGCGUAGCAUUAGCCAUUGCCGUCCAUGGCUUCUUUCAGGACCAACUCCAAGACCAAGAAGCCGACAGCGUAAUCCUCUCAAUCAGGAACGAUAUCGCCAUCCUCCACGACUUCGCGCGCAUCUUCGACUCAGCUGCCAAAGACGACAGGAUCCUCAUAUCUGACAAGCUGCUGCUGAACGAGAUCUGUCUCACGCUGCAACCGCUCCUCGUCAGCAUACAAAACUGGAUCGUACGCAGGCAGAUGGCGCACCUAACAGCAUCACCGACGCGGAAGGUGGCGGAUAAGAUCCUCGGGUUUUUGUACAAACAAGCGGAGUUGCAGAAGGUGGCCAUGCAGCUAUUCCAGUGGACGGAGAGAUACCACAUACGGCUUGGGUUGCUGCCACCUCCGCUGAAAGACAGGUUGUUGACAUCUAGCGAUGGGGUUGACUCGUUAUCAUCCUCGGGUCUCCGCGUCCUGAGAGACACUUUCGCAAAGUUGACCAUGCAAAGCCAGUAUAUACCAGAUACUGGAUUAAGAAAGGCCGAAAGGGAAGUUGUCCUUCGUUCCGGACCUAGUGCAUCCCGAAUGUUCGCGACUCUUGGCCAGGAGACGAUACUCGUCGAGUUCAAACCCCACAAGAGCACCCUCGCCGGGCAGGAACUGUCCAUCUUCGAAUCCGAAGUGACCAAGCUGGUGAAAUUACUCAGCUGUGCUGAAGCGCCACUUUGCCGGAUCCUCAGAGCAGCUGGAUACUUCCACCAGAGCUCUCGCUCUUGCUUCGCAUACCUGUACCAGUUCCCGAAAAAUGUUUCCGUAUCCGCCGACGCCAUAUCACCCUGCACCCUCCUUGAUCUCAUCUGCACCACCCGCCCAUCCCCCCGCACCGGCUCUUCUCAGACGGAGCUCCUCCCGCCUCAGCACGCCCUCGAGGAGCGCUUCGAGUUCGCGCGGAAGAUUGCCUGCGCGGUCAUGUACGUGCACAUGAUGCAGUAUGUGCACAAGUCGAUCCGGACGUCCAACAUCGUUGUCUUAUCCCAAAAGGCUGCUGCCACCACCCCAGAAACGGGAUGUUUUCCAGAGCGGCUCGGCGAGCCAUUCUUGUGCGGGUUUGAGACGGCAAGACAAGACAAGGCUACCAGCGACCAGAGAGGAGAUGCGCACUGGCGUUAUAACAUCUACCGUCACCCGAAGCGGCAAGGGUUGCACCCGCAGGAACGUUACACGAUGAACCACGACAUCUACAGCCUAGGCGUGGUGCUGCUGGAGCUAGGUGUGUGGAGACCACUUCUUAGCACUGGGCUUGCGAAGUUGAAAGACUCAACUGACGAGGAGGUUGCGGCGGCGAAGGUAAAAGAUUAUCUAAAGAAAAUGGCCAAGGAAAGGCUUCCGAUAGUGAUGGGAACAAAGUAUUGCGAGACGGUUCUUUUCUGCUUGGAUGUGGAAGGGGAUGGGCAGAUUGGGAGCUCGACAGUGAUCGAGGAGGUGUUGAGGAAGCUUGAAGAGUUAGCAGUGGGUAUGCAGUGA
Messenger RNA from Endocarpon pusillum Z07020, 1548 nucleotides. RefSeq lists its product as uncharacterized. Gene Ontology annotation, molecular function: ATP binding; protein kinase activity. The transcript has a single exon. NCBI's taxonomy places the organism in Eukaryota, Fungi, Ascomycota, Eurotiomycetes, Verrucariales, Verrucariaceae. The record is from RefSeq and is a predicted model, not a curated record. The coding region runs from base 1 to 1548 and encodes 515 amino acids. Gene Ontology annotation, biological process: protein phosphorylation.